AAUAAACACUCAGUCCCACGCGGCAGCCGGCGCGGGCGCACGCUUCAAUCAAUCCGCAUUCCAAAUUCAAAAUGUUAACGGUCAAACUUUUAUUCCUCCUCGCGAGUGUGACCUUGGCUUUAGGCCAGGGGUCGAAACCUGUGGUUCGAGUCACACAGGGAGUACUCCAGGGGUCGUGGAAGGUGUCGACGAAAGGACGACCGUAUGCCAGCUUCGAAGGAGUGCCGUAUGCUAGGCCGCCGAUCGGGAAGUAUAGAUUCAGGGAGCCUCAACACAUGAAGCCGUGGACGGGGACUUGGGACGCGUCGCGUCCGCUCUCUAGUUGCAUGCAGUACGAUCCUUUUGAGAAGAAAGUUGUAGGAUCUGAGAACUGCCUAUAUGUGAACGUGCACACCCCAAAGCUGAACGCCGGCACCAACUUGCCCGUCCUAGUGUUCAUCCACGGGGGUGCCUUCAUGUACGGCGCUGGCGGCCUGUAUGAUGCCAGCCAUAUCAUGGACUGGGAUAUGGUUGUCGUCACGCUGAACUACCGACUCGGCCCUCUAGGUUUCCUAAGCACCGGCGACGAGCAAGCUCCCGGCAACGCAGGCCUGAAGGACCAGUCGUUCGCGCUGCAGUGGGUGAAGAACAACAUCAUGAUGUUCGGAGGCAACCCGGACAGUGUCACACUUACUGGUUGCUCUGCUGGAGGUGCCAGUGUGCACUAUCAUUACCUAUCCCCGAUGUCUAAAGGUACUUUCGCUCGCGGUAUAGCCUACAGCGGCGCCGCAUUCGCCUCCUGGACCCACUCUGUGAAGCCUCUGCAGAAGGCCAAGAGUCUCUCAGCCAUCGUUGGCUGCCCGACCAGCACUAACAAAGAAAUGGUCGACUGCCUGAAGUACAGGCCUGCUGAGGUUGUGGUGGCAGCCCAGACUGAAAUGUUUGAGUUCCCAUACCAACAGAUGUUCACGCCGUUCUCUCCGACCGUGGAACCAGCUAACACCAGGGAUCCGUUCCUGACACAGUACCCGUUCCACGCAGCACAAGCUGGGGCGAUGCAUAAAGUACCUCUCAUCACAUCUGUGACGUCUGAAGAGGGCUUGUACCCUGCUGCUACUUACCAAAUUUCACCAGACACAUUAGCCUACAUAGAAGCCAACUGGGAGCAACUGGCCAGCAACAUUUUCGAGUACAAUGACACUUUGCCAAUCGACCAGCGGCCCGUGGUAGCGGCCAAGAUCAAGCAGAAGUACCUUGGAGGCAAGCCGGUUAGCCAGGAGACGUACCCUCAGUUAGUACAGGCUUUAGGCGACCGUCUGUUCGCCGUGGACGUGGGAAAGCUAGCGCAGAUUCACGCAGCGAAGUCUGGACAGCCCACUUACUUGUACCGCUACUCCUUCCGUGGAGAGAAGAGCUUGUCUAACAUGAUGGCACAGAAUGACAAGAAUUACGGAGUGAGCCACGCUGAUGACGUAUUCCACAUCUUCAAGUUUCCUAUGCUGUCUUCUGAACACCCCGACGACAAGAGGAUGACGGAAGAACUGAUCGAUAUGAUCUACAGCUACUCCACAACUGGCAUACCCAAGGUCUCCAACACCGCACCAGCCUGGACUCCCGUGACCCCAGGGUCGCAGGAGCUGAGCUAUCUGGAGCUGGCCUCGCCCACCAAAAUCCUGAUGAAGGCCAGCUCCGACUUCGGGCAGCGCUCCUUCUGGGACAGCCUGGGGCUCCUUGAGAACGAGGGGUACCAGCACCAUGUCAGGGACGAACUUUAGAUUUUAAGGGUUUUUUUUUGAGUUUUCAAUAUACACUUGUUAAGUGCC
Messenger RNA from Leguminivora glycinivorella, 1802 nucleotides. It is a transcript of the gene cce-7, whose product is annotated as venom carboxylesterase-6-like. The transcript has 10 exons. NCBI's taxonomy places the organism in Eukaryota, Metazoa, Arthropoda, Insecta, Lepidoptera, Tortricidae. The record is from RefSeq and is a predicted model, not a curated record. Bases 72 to 1754 code for a protein of 560 amino acids.